This is a messenger RNA of Fonticula alba, 3330 nucleotides long. RefSeq lists its product as hypothetical. The record is from RefSeq and is a predicted model, not a curated record. Lineage: Eukaryota; Rotosphaerida; Fonticulaceae. The transcript has 2 exons. Bases 1 to 3330 code for a protein of 1109 amino acids.
AUGAGCAUUGUGGCCCUGAUUUUAAGUGCUCUUGAGGAGAUCGACCCGCGGUCGCCAGCCGAUGGCGCGGAUAUCCUGGCGCAUCUGCGCAGUGGGGAGGCCCUGCUGGUGGCCCUCGCUGCCGGUGGCAGCCCGGCCUCCUCGCAGUCGCUGGACAUCAAAGCACCCCCCGGCCUGGACUCCCAGGCCGAGGAUCUGGCCUUGGCCUGGCUAUCUGACCUGGCGGAUCGGCUGGUCGGGGAUCCGGCCCGUUUGCCGGCUCUCCUCCAGGCAGAGGUCGAGGCCGUGGUUUCCCAGACGCCGGCCCCCUCCCUGGAGCAUGCCGACUGGGUGGGGCUUUUCUCGGUGGUUGCUCGUGCGCUCCUGCUGUUGAGUAGUCUGUCCGAUCGCCUCCUUGAGAGUUCGGCGCUGCAGUGCGGCAACAGCCAUGGCGACCUCUUUGAAGGCCCCAGCCUGCAUGGGCCCUCGGUGGCCAUGCUUCUCUGCACCGGGCACUUUCAGCUGACCAUCGAAGGCCUGUCGACCGUGCUCCCGGCGCCAGAUGCCCCGGAUGUGCCAGGCCCCCUCCUGGCGCGGGUUGGCAAUGCCGUGGCCAUGUGUCAAGGCCUGGCUGCGUUGCAUUUGCGCCGGGCGGUGGAGCAGGCCUUGGCCGGCCUGGCUGCCGCUCCCGGCCGGCCCUCCCCGGCGGUCAUCCAGCUGAUGGCCCACUCGAAUCGCCUGCUGCAAAAGUGCCUCGAGGCUUUCGGCGCAUGGUCUGCCUACGUGGCCCAGUGCACGGUCCUCAUGGCCGACCGGGCCCCCGAUCCGGCCCUGUCCCGGGGCUCCCGGAUGCUGGACGCCCUGUUGGCCGGCCUCCUCCCCGGUGGUGCGGCGCCUGCAUUCCCUGCUGGAUUGUGCCUCGGGCUGAUGGGUUUUGUCGAGCGCGCUGCCGGGUUCUUCCAAAAAGACCCGGCCUCGGCCGGGCUCCUGUGGCAGACUCCCGGGCUCCUGCUGGCCGGUCUGGAUGCCUGGCGGGCGGGCGGUCGGGUGCCGGAUGCGGCCACCGACGCCGCGGCGGAGCAUCUGCUCGGGGCCCUGCUCGAUCGCCUCUGGUCCACCCUGCUGCAUUAUCUCCAGCCGGCGACUCUUCUCCUGGAGAGGGCGUCCAAGGGGCUGCUCGGGUGUGAUGGGUCCCCGACCGACUCGGGUCCCUUCCGGCCGGCCGCCCGCCAGCAAGCCAAUUUCCUCCGAGCCCUGGCCAUGCUCCGGCAAUUGGGCGCGGAGUUGCUUGCACUGGCUCGACGGGCCCGCCGGCCCUCGGGCAUCGCUGCCCUCGUGGUCGACCUCCUCCCACCGGAGGCCGAGGUGAUGGGACACUUUGGCCGCCUGGCUCGAGCGGCACCCAUUUGCUGGGUCCUGCCCCUGGCCGGGGCCCUGCCCUGCGAGGCGCUGUCCUCGGCGGCCCCGGCCCCGGCCCCGGCCCCGGACGCUUCCGUUCCUCCGCCUUCGGUACCUGCCUGCUCGUCGGACGGUUUCUGCCUGCAUGCGGCCGCACAUGCACAGCUCCUGUGGGAGGAGCGCGUGCUGGCCGAGUUGCUUGUCUUCGGGCGCUGGCUGCCGGGCUUCCUUCGCGAGCUCCUCUCCCCGGCGACCGAGUGUUCCAGGGCAUCGGCCUCCGGGGGUCUGGCGCUGGCCCGGCAUCUGAAUGCCCUGUUGCCGAUUGGCCCGGUCUCCGGCCUGUGCCUGCUUCAGGCCCUCGAUCUGACCCUCGGCCUGGCCCUGCAGUCGCCGGGUCCGAAAUCCGCGCUGCCGCUGACUGCCACCGCCCCCGGGCCCGAGGGGAUGGAGCAUGUCCUCCUCGGCCGGAUCCUCGGCCUGGCCCGGCAAAUGCACCAGGCCGAUGAGCGGCUCUUUCGUCGGCUGCUCCGCUCCUCGUCGGAUGGCCCGGAGGCCGGUUCUCUUGGCCAGCGCUUGGCCGAGGCCAUGGUGGUCAUCGGCUUCCGCGCCGGUGAGAUCGGCGGGCUUGCCGGUGUGCUGGCCUUCUGCCAGACUCUCUGGCGGGCUGUCCUCCCGGCGCCCAGGACACUGGACAGCCUCCCGGCAUGCGUGUCUCGGUGUGCGGUGUCCCGCCUGGCCGCGGGCAUUUGGGUUUCCUGUCGCCGAGCCCUGGUGGCCGAUCCUCCAGGCCCAGUGGGCACACUGUUGGCCGGGCAUCUGACCCAAUUGGCCGGGCUCCGGGCCGUCCAGUACCGGACCACCUCCGUCACAAUGGCCGGUUACUGGGCCUUCCUCCGAAGUCAGGCGGCCUUGCUGUCGGCCGGGAGCCGACCGCCAAACGGCCCACCCACGCCGGUGGCCGAGGCAUUGCUGGCGGCGGCCGAAUUGGCCGCUCCACCUGUCGCACCUGGCUCGCCCUCGUCGGCACUCGGGGUCCUUGGUCGCUUGGAGCACCUGUUGGUGGGCUUUGCUCCGAAGGAAGGCCCCGGUGCCUGGGGUCCCGUGGCCGAGGCCGUUCGACUGGCCCUGGCCGAAGCGCCCGCCGGGGGUCCGGCGCAGCUUGGACGGCUGGCCCUCGGGCUGGCGUGUCUGCGCAUGGUGCUGGCCACUUGGCCGAAGGGUGGCGCGGCCUCGGCCGGGCCCUUGGCCGUUGGGCGAGACCUGGUGGGGCCACUUGCCGCGGCGCUGGCAGCCGAUGGCCCGGAGCCGGGUCUCCUUCUACCGGCCCUGACGGAUCUCCUGAUGGGCGUGGCGGCUGGCCACUUGACGCUCUUGGGCGACUCGGCCGACCCGAUGCACCUCCAUCGUCUGCCUGCUGUGCUGGCCCGGCUGGCGGUGGCCGAUUCGACAAGGGUCCCGGCGGUCCGGGCCCUCGAGGCUCUGGCGGCGGCGGCGGCGGCCGCCACCGGCACCACCGGUCAGGCUCCGGGCUCCCCCUGGUCGGCGGCCCAUGUAGCUGCGGCGGCCGCCGAGUCCCGCCGACAGUUGGACAUGGCUGCCGCGGUCCCCGCCUCGACCCCGGGCGAUGCUUCGGCCUCCCCCCAGGCAGCAUCACCCGGUGAUCCCGGGGAGCAGUUGCUCCGAGGUCUGAUCCGUCAGGUGCUGUUGGUGGCCCGCGACCUGCCGGGCCCCGGUCGGCCUGGUCGCCUGGCACCCAAGCGCCCUCACCCAGAUCCCGCGGCCGAGGCCCCGGGAUCGGACUUCACAUUCACACCACCCGAUUCGGGCUCGCCGGCCGAUGAAUUGCCCCGGCGCAAGCGCCUGCGCAUUGGCGAGGACAAGUCGCCCUCCCUGCCGGGUUUGCUGGCCGACAUCCUUGCCGUGCUUGGCAAGUAUGCCCCGGCCGAGGGCUAG